Messenger RNA from Dioscorea cayenensis subsp. rotundata (Guinea yam), 2369 nucleotides. RefSeq names its product BTB/POZ domain-containing protein At3g50780-like. The coding region runs from base 272 to 1864 and encodes 530 amino acids. Lineage: Eukaryota; Viridiplantae; Streptophyta; Magnoliopsida; Dioscoreales; Dioscoreaceae. The transcript is spliced from 3 exons. The record is from RefSeq and is a predicted model, not a curated record.
GAGGGGUGUUUUGGGGAAUACACUUUUUAAGAGUGUGGUGUGGGAUCAGAAGAAUCUGUAUUUAAAGAUAAGGAUAUCACUAGGACAGAAUUCCCACUCUACCAAACCAAUAUUGUGUUCCUCCUUUGGAAUGUGAGGGGAAUGGGAGGAGAUCAUGCAGAUUGUGGAAAUUUUCAGGUGGAUUAGCAUCUGAAGUUUACAGCUCCAAUUCAUGUUUCUCACCCAUUUCUGAAUUCUCAUAAGAAUUAAGAACUGGAAGAAAAACAAAGGAAUGAUGGCAGAGUAUAAAGUUAGAAAGGUUGAGCCUGGGCAGACAAAGAUCAGAGAUGUUCCUAUUGCUGUGACUCCAGAAGGGUUCUGGUGUUGUCCCUCCCAAGUUGUUUUCCAGAAGACCAUCAAGAACCAAAGUCAGCAAACAAAACAAAGGCCAGAGAAUCCACCUGCAACAUCCAAGUCUUCCUCUAAGAAAUUGUCAAGCCCGUCGUCCCCUGAAACUAGAGUGCAGCCCUCACCAUCAAGAUCUAGAGUUAGUUCUGAAGAUCAGAAAUGCUUGAAUUCCAGCACUUCUGCUAGUAGUCCACCAGUGACUUCAGAAGGAACACUGAAACCAAAUGGUGAGAGCCAUCAGAGAAAGAUAUCAGUCGGCUUUGGACAGCCUGAAACCAGUGAUUUGAAGGUGAAUUUGUCUGGGAAAGAGGGGAUCAUUGUUAAAAUGAGUGUUCACAGCAAUAUUCUUUCAGAGAAAAGCAACUUCUUUUCAGAUAAGCUUUCUGGACAAUCUCCGGUAUCCUGCAUUGAAAUAGAUGAUUGUGAGGAUGUGGAGAUCUAUGUUGAGGCUGUGGGACUGAUGUAUUGCAAAGAAAUGAAACAGAGGCUAAUGAAGCAAAGUGUUCCUCGUGUGCUCCGCAUACUUGAGGCUGCAAAGUCCCUUGGAUUCAGUGCAUGUAUCAAGUCAUGUCUGGAAUACUUAGAAGCAGUUCCUUGGGUUGGAGAAGAAGAAGAAAAUGUGAUUGCGUCAGUUACACAUAUUAAAUCUGAUACUUAUGGGAUCAGCUCGAUACUGAAAAGGGUAUCUUCUGAUAUCUCUAACCCCCCUAAUGCUACCUUUUCCCGUAUAAUGGAAAUGGUGCUCAAGAGCAAUGAUGAGAGAGGUCGGCGUGAGAUGAAAUCCUUAAUGCUGAAGCUUCUAAAGGAAAACAGCCUUUUGACUAAUGGCUCAGCAGACAUUUGUGUUGAGACAUUGUACAAUUCUUGCCAAAGUUGUCUGACUUCACUAUUAGCCUCAUUUCGGCAAGCAGCUGAACCUGGGUUCUUAGAUGAUAAAUCUUUAGGAUGCAAAGAUCCUAUCAUGCAGCAGAUAGUUCUGGAGGCUGAUAAUCUAUUGUGGUUACUUGAGAUUCUAGCAGACAGGCGUGUUGCAGAUGAGUUUGCAUUGAUGUGGGCUACUCAAGCAGAGUUGGCUAAAUUACACCCAAGACUGCCUAUUGUGUCACGCCACCUUGUUAGCUGUAUCACUGCCAGGCUUUUCGUUGGGAUAGGCAAAGGAGAAAUGCUUCCACCAAAGGAUACUCGCCAGCUACUGUUACAUGUAUGGCUGCAGCCACUGAUCGAAGACUACAACUGGUUGCAGCAUGGUUGCAGAUCAUUUGAUCGGAAGGUUGUGGAGGAAGGAAUUGGUCGAACAAUUCUGACACUUCCUCUGGAUGACCAGCAGAGUAUUUUGCUCUCAUGGUUAGGUAGUUUCCUGAAGGUCGGUGACAGCUGCCCGAACCUUCAAAGAGCCUUUGAGGUCUGGUGGAGGAGGACUUUCAUAAGGCCUUUCAUGGAACAACAGGGGGCUCGGUUGCGAUCAGAUAGAAAUUGACUUGAGAGUGCCACAUAGGCAAGAUUUUUAAGAUUUCUAUCAGUUGUGUAUCGGAAGAGCCAAUACAGCCAUAUGUAUUCUGUCACUGCUCAGAGAGCAUCAGUCUGCUGUUUUGAAAAUUUGGGCAUAAUAAAGUAUAUGACCGUGUGUUUCUUUCGCAUACAUGGUUAUAAAUCCUAAUCAUGUUUGUUUCUGACUGUAAAAUUGGUUUCCAAGUCAAUUGUGUUACUUCACACCAGAUGCUCAUUGAUGGAGGCUGGCAAGAAGCAUCAAGUUCACUUUACAUGAAAGUCACACCUGCUCCAUCUACUUGAGGGAGACGGCGCAAUCUUCUCAAUCAAUACCUGCCUCGUAUUAUUACAUCUUUCUUAUCAAGAAAUUCAAAAUGUAGAUUUUCAUAUUUAAUAUGUCUGCAUGAUACUAUGACGCAUCAAAUGUCUGUCCAUCAGAAUAUGAGAAUUGCAGACUCACUGGCUGGGACUACUAAGCCUGUUGAUUGAUCUUA